CCCUUUGGGAGUCGGUCCGUGGGUCCGAGCGCUGUACUCGAGAAGCUGAGUAAAGCUGCCGAUUCGCUGAAAAUUCUCUUCGAAAGCGGCUCUGAGGUUCGUUCUUGGCCUCGAGAAGCACGAAAUGACCCCAUUUGAGACUUGGCGGUAGGGGAGCGUGUCUGAAGGCUGCGCCCCGCGUUGUGCCAGCUAGAGGCGAGGAAAGAAUGUAAACGCGGACACAAUGGCUUUAGUGCCGGCGGGCACCCCCUCAUUUGGAGUUGAGGCAGCCUCCAUCCCAGACUACCGGGGCCCGAACGGAGUGUGGACGCUGCUUCAGAAAGGGAGGCGUGUGAGUGCCGCCGACCUGAGUGAGGCGGAGCCCACCCUCACCCACAUGAGCAUCGCCCGCUUACACGAGCAGAAGCUGGUAAGAGCCCCGCGUGGGGCCGGGGGGCGGGGGGCCAGCGCCCGCACUUACCGUGCCCUCCCUCCUCAGGUCUGCACGGCCUGCACUCCCAACAAGGAGUACGUGCGGGUGUUCGACGUGACGGAGCGCACCGCCCUGCACCGGCACCAGACCGGCCGGGCCUGCCACAAGUGUGGGGCGGCGCUCCGCGACACCAUUGUGCACUUUGGGGAGAGGGGGACCCUGGGGCAGCCUCUCAACUGGGAGGCAGCCACCCAGGCUGCGAGCAAAGCAGACACAAUCCUGUGUUUAGGCUCCAGCUUAAAGGUUCUAAAGAAGUACCCAUGCCUCUGGUGCAUGACUAAGCCCCCCAGCCGGCGGCCCAAGCUCUACAUUGUGAACUUGCAGUGGACCCCAAAGGAUGACUGGGCUGCCCUGAAGCUCCACGGGAAGUGUGAUGAUGUCAUGCAGCUCCUGAUGGACGAGCUGGGCCUGGAGAUCCCCCCCUACAGCAGGUGGCAGGACCCCAUCUUCUCCCUGGCAACCCCCCUGCGGGCUGGUGAAGAAGGCAGCCACAGUCGGAAGUCGCUGCGCAGAAGUCGAGAGGAGCCCUCGCCUGGAGACCAGGGCGCGCCACUCAGCUCAGCCCCCAUCCUAGGUGGCUGGUUUGGCAGGGGCUGCGCCAAAGGCACAAAAAGGAAGAGAGUGACAUAACCUGGUGCUCGAGGGAGAACAGCAGUUGGCACUUUGCAGAUGGCGGGACCUCGGAUCCAGGGGCUGGUGGCACCCAGCACGCCGGGAAUGCCCCGCAGGUCCAGUGAGAAUGCUCUGGGGGUGACAUUGUCACGGUGACACGCUUAGCCAUUUGUCUUGGUGGGGAGCCCCCUUGCACUGCUGUGCUUCCGGCCUGCCUCCCCCACCUGUGGGCCUGGGUGCUGACGAGUGGCCCAUCCAGUCUGUCCUCGAGGUGGCAGCCACGCCGUCCUGUGGGAACAGAACUCGGGGUACAUCACACCUGGCCAGCCAAGAGGAAGCAAUCGCUGCCUUGCCUCCUCCUCCAGGCCAGUCUCAGGGGCCUCAACCCUAUUUCUACUUCCUAUAAAAAUGUUCACUUUAUAGCAAACCCUUUUCUGUGUUGGUAUGCGGCCUCAGCAGACCUUUGUGUUGCUAAUAAACAUCUCUGCGCUGUCUCCCCGCA
Myotis davidii is the source of this 1586-nucleotide messenger RNA. It is a transcript of the gene SIRT7, whose product is annotated as sirtuin 7. The record is from RefSeq and is a predicted model, not a curated record. Gene Ontology annotation, molecular function: NAD+ binding. The transcript has 7 exons. Bases 224 to 1102 code for a protein of 292 amino acids. NCBI's taxonomy places the organism in Eukaryota, Metazoa, Chordata, Mammalia, Chiroptera, Vespertilionidae.